AAGAGACCACUUUUAUUCCCCAUUUUCUCCGAACAGAGUUUGAAGAAUCCGCCAUUGAUGAUCUAGAGGGAAGGUGCGUUCAUACUUUGCACUUGGGAGAAUGAGCAUCUAUUGCUUCGUGACUCUUUUUCCACUUCUCUCGCUUCAUACGACUCUGAAAUCUCCAUUCCUCUUUUUCAAAAGCAGCGCGUGCUGGCGCUCGAGCGUCAACAUCGAGGUCUAACACUCGCCGAUUUCUAUAUAUAUAUAUAUAUAUAUAUAUAUAUUCCUUGUGUUUGGUCGUGAAAUCGAAGCUGUUUGUAUCGCUGUUCUGAUUCUCAUCGAAAAUGAGCUCUGCAGCCGCCGCAUUCGGUUCCCUUUCCUUUGGCCGGCGAUGCUUCUUCCAAGAUGAAGCGAAAUGUUCAAAGGCAAGAAGUCUCUAUGUUUGUAAUUCAAUGGCCUCCCCACAGCCGGGCUUGCAAUUUGCCAAGGCCAAGGCGGAGGUGGCUGAAAAGACUGUUCGAAUUGGUGUUCUUGGAGCCAGUGGUUAUACAGGUUCUGAGAUUGUUCGGCUUCUUGCAAACCAUCCCAACUUUGGCAUUACUCUGAUGACUGCUGAUAGAAAAGCUGGCCAAUCAAUUGGAUCAGUGUUUCCUCAUUUGGCAACACAAAAUUUGCCACAUAUGGUAGCUAUCAAGGAUGCAGAUUUUUCUAAUGUGGAUGCUGUCUUUUGUUGUUUGCCACAUGGAACUACACAGGAAAUCAUCAAAUCUCUUCCUAAAGAGUUAAAGAUUGUUGAUCUUUCUGCAGAUUUCCGGCUGCAUGAUAUUGAUGAAUAUGAAAAAUGGUAUGGGCAACCUCAUAUAGCACCAGAAUUGCAGAAAGAAGCUGUCUAUGGUUUGACGGAGAUCUAUAGAAGAGAAAUCCAAGAUGCUCGUUUAGUUGCAAAUCCUGGCUGUUAUCCAACAUCUAUUCAGCUUCCUCUCAUUCCCUUGAUAAAGGCCAAACUCAUUGAAAGUAAGAAUAUCAUUAUUGACUCAAAAUCAGGGGUGAGCGGAGCAGGGCGUGGUGCCAAGGAGGCAAAUUUGUACACUGAAACAGCUGAAGGGAUUCAUUCUUAUGGUAUUACUGGGCAUCGCCAUGUGCCAGAAAUUGAACAGGGAUUAUCUGAGGCUGCAAACUCAGAAGUGACCGUCAGUUUCACUCCUCAUUUAAUGCCAAUGAGCCGUGGUAUGCAAUCAACUAUAUAUGUGGAGUUGGCUCCAGGAGUGUCAGUUCAGGAUUUGUACCAGCAUCUAAGAAUUGCCUAUGAGAAUGAAGAGUUUGUAGUCCUGAAAAAGGAAAAGGAAGUCCCUCAUACUCGACAUGUUCGUGGAUCCAAUUACUGCCUUAUGAAUGUUUUUCCCGACAGAAUUCCUGGAAGGGCAAUAAUAAUUUCCGUGAUCGAUAAUCUGGUGAAGGGAGCUUCUGGUCAAGCUUUGCAGAAUCUUAAUUUGAUGAUGGGAAUUCCAGAGAGUACUGGGCUCAACUACAUGCCUUUGUUUCCUUAGCAGCAUCAUCAUAUAUGCUUGCUUCCACGUUAUGUAUGUGACUUGUGACCUUACAAGUCAAGUCUGAUCUCAACCUCCCUCUCAAGUCCGGAUAACCUGUUGCUGUAAUAUUCCAAAAUCAAGGCGGCCCCGUGGGUCAUUAUUAUUAGUAUUGAUAAUCAAUCCACCAAAGCAGCCUCCACUCCACCACCCUUAUUCCUUGCCCUUCUCCUCUUUUCCAACCCUAAAAACAAUGCCACUCAACCACUCACUUUCUCCCUGCUUUCCUGAAACUGCCUUCGUUCUGCUCCUCUAAUGUAUGUUUGCAACCUAUUUUGAGCCAAAUCUAUGUUUGGUCUCAAACCAUAAAUGGAAUAAUAUAGGCACCAAUAAUACCACACAUUAUUAUGCAAUAA
Molecule: messenger RNA, 1924 nt
Organism: Diospyros lotus (date-plum)
Lineage: Eukaryota; Viridiplantae; Streptophyta; Magnoliopsida; Ericales; Ebenaceae
Product: probable N-acetyl-gamma-glutamyl-phosphate reductase, chloroplastic
Exons: 13
Coding region: 327-1529 (400 amino acids)
Biological process (GO): L-arginine biosynthetic process
Molecular function (GO): N-acetyl-gamma-glutamyl-phosphate reductase (NADP+) activity; protein dimerization activity; NAD binding
Source: RefSeq, a predicted model, not a curated record